AUGGACUUUAUUCGACGAAUCGCCGACUUCUUCGCCAGUCCAGCGUUCCCGUGGAAGAAUGUCAUUGUCGGGCUCUCCGUCGGCAAGUUCCUCUUUGAGUCGUUCAUCACGCUGCGCCAGUGCCGCGCCCUCUGCACGCCCCAGCCGCCGCCCUCUGCGCUGCAAAAGCGCAUUUCCACCGAUACGUUUGCCCAGACGGAGCGGUACGGCCUCGCCAAAGCCAGGUUUGGCCUCGCCAGAGGCCUCUGGUACACGGCCGUCGGCUAUCUCUACCUCCGCCAUGACGUCCUGGCAAGCCUGUGGCACCUGUCCGGUAGGCUACUCGUCCAAUGGGCGCCGGCCAGCUGGGGAGGCUCGGCAUGCCAGUCUGCCGUGUUUGCCGUCCUUUACCUCGCUGCCAACAUGGCCGAGAGCAUCCCUCCGCAGCUGUACAACACCUUUGUCCUGGAACAGCGCUUUGGCUUCAACAAGCAGUCUGUCGCUGGAUUCUUUGGCGACCAGGUCAAGACAUUUCUCAUCUCAUCCACCUUUCUAAUCGUGGCGGUCGUCGGGUUUCUCUACGUAAACCGCAUCGCCGCGGACGGCGGCGGCAUGCUCGCGCUGUACCUCGGCCUGGCGGCUCUGGGCCUUCGCGUAUUCCUCGUCACCUUUUACCCCGUGUUCAUCCUGCCGCUGUUCUUCAAGCUGUCGCCCCUGCAGGGCAAGGACAUCCAGGACAGGAUCAUCGGCCUGGCGGACAGGCUUGCGUUUCCGCUCAGCAAGGUCCAUGUCGCGGACGGGAGCUCGCGCAGCACGCACUCGAAUGCAUUCUUCUUUGGAUUUCCCUGGCAGAAGAACAUUGUCGUCUUUGACACGCUGAUUCAGGAGAUGAGCCCGGCAGAGGUAACGGUCGUUGUCGCUCACGAGCUCGGCCACUGGAAACUGGGCCACACCGCAUGGCUCUUUGCACUGCAACAGCUGGACCUUGUCUACAGCUUUGGGCUCUUUUCUCUCGUCUACGCCAACCCGCACUUUUACGCCGCGUUUGGCCUGGUGCGGGAGCGGCCGGCCGUGGUCGGCUUUCUGCUCUUCUGCCAGGCGCUGCCGCCGGUGGCCUCGGCGCACCAGCUUCUCAGCAACGUCUUCUCCCGCCGCUACGAGUACGAGGCAGAUGCCUUUGCAAGGGGGCUCGGACUCCGAGCCGAGCUGGCCGCGGCGCUGGUCAAGCUCAACGUCAACAAUCUGAGCACCGUGACGGCGGACUCGGUGUAUUCUGCGUAUCAUCACUCGCACCCGCUGCUUGCCGAGAGACUCGCCGCGCUCGACCACGCAAAACUUUCUUGA
This is a messenger RNA of Akanthomyces muscarius, 1323 nucleotides long. RefSeq lists its product as uncharacterized. The record is from RefSeq and is a predicted model, not a curated record. Gene Ontology annotation, cellular component: endoplasmic reticulum membrane. The coding region runs from base 1 to 1323 and encodes 440 amino acids. Gene Ontology annotation, molecular function: metalloendopeptidase activity. Gene Ontology annotation, biological process: CAAX-box protein processing. The transcript is spliced from 3 exons. NCBI's taxonomy places the organism in Eukaryota, Fungi, Ascomycota, Sordariomycetes, Hypocreales, Cordycipitaceae.